GGAGGGAGGGAAGGAGGGAGAAGGAGGAGAGAGAGGGAGAGAGCAGAUCUAUGAGAAGAGGAGGGGGGGUGUUGCAUGCUCACAGAGUGUGACAGAGAUAGAGCGAUUCCAUGAGCGAGAAAGAGACACAGAGAAAGAGAGGGAGAGCACAAAGCAGAGAUGCGGAGCGAGCGCUGAGAUAGAGGUAGUUGGCAAGACUGAGAUCUGCACACAAACGUGAGCAAAGGAGGGGAAGGAGGAAGAGAGUGGAGGUUGAAGGAGAGCAGGAGGAGGGGGAGAGGGGGAUGCAAGAUGAUGGAGCCCAGAAAUAGGCUUCACAGGACAGCUUUUCAUCCCCGCUCUCUGCGGCAGACAUGACUCUGGGCAUUGGACUGUGCUGAAAUUAGCCAGGGGGACAACACAGGACAGCAGGUCUGCAGCACACUGCCUCGGUUCAGCCUCACUGGAUGCAGCACGGCAGCUGAUUUAUUACUGAGGGGCUGGGUGGCAGCGUGUUUGUGUGUGUGGCUCUGAGAGUGUGUGUAUGUGUGUGUGUAUGCAGGUUUUUAUGGGUCCUUGUAGCACUCGGAGCUGUGGGAGCGACCAUUCCUCCAGUCGUAAAAUGACAUUCAGCAGGCAGGGGCUUUGUGUGCUGGUGUGGAUCUGCAGUCAGUAGGAAGUGGGAGAGUGGGAUCCAGAGCUGUCAUCGAGUGCAAGUGUGUGUUUACAGUGCUGUUCGCUGAGGUGAGCCAAGGAGGAUCGGCUAUAUGCAGUGUGUGUGUGUUUAGGUUAGAGUAGCAAGGGUGCAGCAAAGGCAAAGAUCCUACACAAUGCAAGGGCGAGCGCAGAACAGCACUGAUGGCAGGGAGUGCAGGUAAAGUACAAGGAGUGCCCUGGGGGUAGGGUGGAGGACGAAGGCAGGGGCACGGGUAGAAGGAGGCAGAGGAGAAAAGAGCAAGGGGACAGAGAGAGAGAGGCAAGUGGAAAAGAGAGGGCGAUCAUGGCUGUCAUACAGUGAGCUAUAGCAUAUGCUGUAGCGCAGAACAGAGUGGUGCGGCAGGGGGAGGACAAGCAUCACCACACAGGGGAGGGGGAGAAGGCAAGAGACUGAGGAAAAGAGGAGGGGGAGGCAAUCAGCUCAACACCUCUCCUCCACCAGGAGGAGAAGCGCAGCGGGACAGGCCCAGGAGAAGACACUUACUCUCACACACACACAGUCAAAGACGCACUGACGAGCGGCCAGGUCAACGUGUAGAGGUCAAAAGGGAGCCGGUGCGGGGACGGGGGUUGGGUGAACCCCUGUUGACCGGCAGGUCCCCAAGAGCACGGGCCGGUCCUGGGAAGAAGUAGGAGCCUGCUGGUGAAAGAGGGGUCAGCUCCUCAAGCCCUGUUUCGUCUGACAGCCCUGCCACCUCUCCAUCACCAUGGGAGAAUGGACCAUUUUGGAGAGGCUGCUGGAGGCGGCUGUCCAGCAGCACUCUACCAUGAUUGGGAGGUGGCCAGAAAAAGGAGACCAAAGGGAUGUCCGUGUUGCUCUGUUUCUGCUGGAUUUGAUCCUGCUGACAGUGGUGGUGAUUUUCCGUAUCCUAAUAGUGGGCAUAGUGGGAGAGAAGGUGUAUGAAGAUGAGCAAAUCAUGUUCAUCUGUAACACCAUGCAGCCUGGCUGUAACCAGGCUUGUUAUGACAAGGCGUUCCCCAUAUCGCACAUCCGCUACUGGGUCUUUCAGAUCAUCUUGGUGUGUACGCCGAGCCUGUGCUUCAUCACAUAUUCUGUUCACCAAUCUGCUAAAGCACGUGACAGAAGCUACUCUCUCCUGCAUCCUUACAUGGAUCACCAUGGUCACGGUCAUCACGGCCGCAGCCACCACGACCAUCACGCUCGCAAGCUUCACUCUCGCAACAUUAAUGGCAUCCUGGUGCACCCUGAUAGCAGUAAGGAGGAUCAUGACUGCCUGGAGGUCAAAGAGAUCCCAAACGGACCCCGAGGACUCCCUCCAACACACAAGAGUGCCAAAGUGCGACGGCAAGAAGGUAUCUCUCGUUUCUAUGUCAUCCAGGUGGUGUUCCGCAACGCGCUGGAGAUCGGCUUCUUGGCCGGCCAGUACUUCCUGUACGGCUUCAACGUGCCAGGGAUGUUUGAGUGUGAUCGCUACCCAUGCGUGAAAGAGGUGGAGUGUUACGUGUCUCGUCCCACAGAAAAGACCGUGUUUCUGGUCUUUAUGUUUGCAGUAAGCGGCAUAUGUGUGCUGCUCAACCUGGCUGAGCUCAACCAUCUUGGCUGGAGGAAGAUAAAGACGGCCAUCCGAGGGGUGCAGGCCCGAAGGAAGUCCAUCUGUGAAGUUCGCAAGAAGGAUGUUUCACACCUGUCCCAGGCCCCAAACCUGGGCAGGACCCAGUCUAGUGAGUCAGCCUACGUCUGACAGAGGCUUCUCUGCCUGGGGGCUCGAGGACCUCUUACAUUUUGGAGAAGAGCUUUUCCCUGGCCCAGGACACUGAAUCAUUAGGGCACAAAACUCACCACUGCAUUAUUAUUCAGGAGCACAGAAAGACUCUGUGUAGUCAUGAUGAAACAUCAGUUCACAAAGUAGAGUCUUUGACACUUCAAGAGAGAAGCAUCACCCUCCUGAAGAGGCAACUGUCUCACUGUAACAAAGCUUACACCUAAAGCUUACACAAUGGAGAGUUCUGCUCUGCCUAGGUGACACUAGGUGCCUUCAAAGAACCCAACAGAUAAAACUGAGCAGUUACUAAUGUUAUUAAAAUACUGUAAAGAUAGUCUGAGGUUGAAAUAUCUGAAGUUCCUUAUUAUUUGCCUUUGCUGUAGGUCAAAAAUAAUCCCCUCAUUUUUCAAUUAUGUGUGCAUAUGCAAGAGCUUAAGCGUGUGCAUGCAUACGCAUGUGUGUGGGAAAAAAAGCCAAUGUCUGACUUAAGUCAGAAAAUUGAAUGCUAAACUAAUCUGAGCUACUGAGAGAGAGAUGUUAUUUUGCAUUGUCCAUGAUCUUUUAGUGAGGUCACUCAGCGGACAAACAAGCACUUUUUUAAACAUGUUCUAAGACAUACAAAGUCCAACGUAACAACCAACAGCACUAAGACUAUCAGCAGAAACUGGAACACUAUUUGUUGUCAGAGUAGCGGGGUUUUUUUCUUAAAAAUUGUCACUCUUCUUUGUAUGCAUUGUUUCAUUAGGUGCCAAUCACACGGCAGACUGACAUUGCCCGGGAGCUUUUGUUCAAAGUGAGACACAUGGUGCAUUGAAGAUGAGUUAGGUUUACUUUCCAACACUGUGUCACACACCACAAUGCUCCCGAUGCCUGCAAGGCAUGCUGUUUACUCUCAGAACUAACUGAAAACAGUCAAGAAAAGUGUGCCAGUGUUUCCACUUUGUAAAGUGUGAUCACUGUCUUAAGGGGCUGAACUAUAUAAAGAGUUUUUCAGUGAGACAUGAAAAAGUAUUGUAGUCACAAAUAUUUUAACUUGUAACCUCAAGCUUUUUUUCACAAGCAGAUUUGGUGCCAUAUUUCAAAGUUACUGUACAUAGAUGAAAUGUAAUAAUUACACUUAGCCUUUUCCCUAUGCGGUGUAGAUGGGCUUCACUUGGAUGGGGGAACAGGGGUUUGGGUGGUUAUGAAGAUUAAUCAUAGAUUGCCAGCUUUAACAAUAUGUAUUAUUAAUGUGCCCUUUGUUAAGCCUUCGCCCUCUAUUGGAGACUAUAUGUCCCGAACCCCCCCCCCCCCCCCC
Molecule: messenger RNA, 3717 nt
Organism: Epinephelus moara (kelp grouper)
Lineage: Eukaryota; Metazoa; Chordata; Actinopteri; Perciformes; Serranidae
Product: gap junction delta-2 protein-like
Exons: 3
Coding region: 1404-2399 (331 amino acids)
Biological process (GO): cell communication
Cellular component (GO): connexin complex
Source: RefSeq, a predicted model, not a curated record